Pneumocystis jirovecii RU7 is the source of this 1077-nucleotide messenger RNA. RefSeq lists its product as uncharacterized. Gene Ontology annotation, biological process: mitochondrial respiratory chain complex I assembly. The record is from RefSeq and is a predicted model, not a curated record. The coding region runs from base 1 to 1077 and encodes 358 amino acids. The transcript is spliced from 4 exons. Lineage: Eukaryota; Fungi; Ascomycota; Pneumocystomycetes; Pneumocystales; Pneumocystaceae. Gene Ontology annotation, cellular component: mitochondrion.
AUGUUUAAAUUUAUUAUAGUAAAAGGGGGACUGGCAUUUUUUAUUGAAUUUUCUUUUUUAAGGAAAAAGUCUUACUAUGAGUUUCUGUUGAAUCAAAAUUAUAUACUUAAGUCUUAUUAUUUAUUUAAAAAUUAUUCGUCUUUUAGUGAGAAAAAUGUUAAAAAUUUUCGUAUUUUUGAUGAGGAUGUGAAAAAAAAACAAAGAUUGAGAGCUGUUGUUGAUAAAAUUGAAAAUAGGAAAGUAGAUUAUUUAAAAGAUGAAGUUGCGACUCGUUUGGUAGAAAGGCUUAUGUUUAUUAGAAAAAAAUUUAAAACUGUUCUUGAUUUGGGGUCUGGAUCUGGACAUAUUGUUUCAUGUCUUUUUAAGACAAAGAAUAAAUAUGAAUACAGUUUUUUAGAGAAAAUAGAGCGGAUGAUUAUGGCUGAUAUUUCUGAUGAAAUUCUUAAUAGAGAUGAUUUUUCUGAAAUUCCAGGUUUUUUAUUAGAAAAAGUAUGUAUAGAUAAAGAAAUUCCUUCAUUCCCUGAAAAUAGUAUGGAUGUUGUUAUAACCAAUCUUUAUAUGCAUUGGAUUAAUAAUCUCCCUGGUUUUCUUAAGCAGAUAUGGCGUAUACUAGUACCAGAUGGUGUUUUUUUAGGUUCUAUGGUUGGAGGAGAUAGUUUAUUUGAAUUAAGAACAUCUAUUCAGCUUGCUGAACAAGAAAGAAAAGGCGGCAUUGGUACAAGAGUAUCUCCAAUGACUGAUGUUCAAAAUAUAGGCAGUUUACUAAAUGAAGCUGAAUUCAAAUUGAUUACGAUUGACGUUGAAGAUAUUAUUAUUGAUUAUCCUGAUAUGAUUUCUCUUAUGAAGGAUUUGCAGAAAAUGGGUGAAAAUAACGCUAUAAUAACUCGCCCUCAUGUUAUUUCUCGAGAUGUUCUGUUUGCUGCUGAAGCAAUAUAUAAAGAACUUUAUGGAAAUAGUAAUGGUACGCUUCCUUGUACUUUUUGUAUAAUUUAUAUGAUUGCAUGGAAACCAUCACUUAAUCAGCCUUUGCCAUUGGAAAGAGGUAGUGGAAAGAUAAAUCUUAAAGACGUAUUUUAA